Messenger RNA from Bactrocera neohumeralis, 464 nucleotides. RefSeq lists its product as uncharacterized. The coding region runs from base 8 to 361 and encodes 117 amino acids. The transcript is spliced from 2 exons. The record is from RefSeq and is a predicted model, not a curated record. Lineage: Eukaryota; Metazoa; Arthropoda; Insecta; Diptera; Tephritidae.
CUCAACUAUGUUGAAAAUUGGCAAACGCAUAGGUCCACAUCAACAGCUGUGCCUGGCACAUGGAAUACAGCUAGGUAUCCUUGAUGUGAUGUACAAAAGACAAAUAAGAAUUGAGCCAAAUGAAAUUUCUAUAUGUGAAGAUGAUGAUUCCGAAGAAGAUACGAGAGAUCAAACUGAUUGCAUACAGUUAGCUGAUAAUGAAGAACGUGGAGAACUUACAGACGAAUUUGAUAUCAAAACAAGUAAGGAAGGGCUAAGUUCGGGUGUCACCGAACAUUUUAUACUCUCGCAUGAUAAAGUGAUAAUCGAGAUACUGUUAUUAGCAACUUUUUUGCGAGAGUAUAAAAAUGAUGCCCUCUGAAUUACAUGAAAAUGUCUGAGAGAUUUACCGAUAUUUUCGGUGAAAAAUUAGGUUAUGUUAGGUUAGGCACUGAGUUCUUCGUGUUCGAUAUCAGGGACCUUGA